Messenger RNA from Protobothrops mucrosquamatus (brown spotted pit viper), 1280 nucleotides. RefSeq names its product ubiquitin carboxyl-terminal hydrolase 19-like. Lineage: Eukaryota; Metazoa; Chordata; Lepidosauria; Squamata; Viperidae. The transcript is spliced from 8 exons. The annotation marks the transcript as partial. The record is from RefSeq and is a predicted model, not a curated record. Gene Ontology annotation, molecular function: cysteine-type deubiquitinase activity. Gene Ontology annotation, biological process: protein deubiquitination.
GUGAUCAAGAAUCGCUUCCACCGUAUGUUCCUGCCUUCCCAGUCGUUGGAUGCCGUCUCCCCCACAGAUCUUCUGCUGUGCUUUGAGGUGCUCUCUCCAGAGCUGGCUAAGGAGAGGGUGGUGGAGCUGCAGGUCCAACAACGCCCUCAGGUGACCAGCAUCCCCAUCACCAAAUGCGCCGCCUGUCAGAAAAAGCAGCAGUCGGAGGAAGAGAAGCUGAAGCGCUGCACUCGGUGCUAUCGGGUUGGCUAUUGCAAUGUAGUGUGUCAGAGAACGCACUGGUCCAACCACAAAACCUUGUGCCGCCCUGAGAAUAUUGGCUUCCCCUUUCUUGUCAGCAUACCCGAGUCCCGCCUCACCUACGCACGAUUAGUUCAACUUUUGGAAGGCUACGCAAGGUACUCAGUCAGUGUAUUCCAACCACCUUUCCAGGUGGGCAGGGUGCCAUCCGAGCAAGGCCUGCCUCUUCUGUCUGCAGAAAAACAAGAGCCUCCCGUCAGGAACAGCUGCGCUACCGUUGGGUCUGCUGCCGCCGCCACCGCUACCGUUGAAACGAGCGCCCUGGAACCUGGGGAGGGAGCAAGGGCCCCACACCUCUUGCAGGAGCCCCAGCCGUCUCUCUCCGCCCCCGAGCUGCAGCCUGAAUUAGGGGAUGCCAGCACAGUCCGAAGCAAGGUCCCCACGGGGAGAAACUCAGACCUAAGCUUAGAUUCAGGCUACGCUGAGCCAUCGGCAGAAUCACAGCUCGAGGGCUGUAUGGAACGGGAGCUACCCUAUGAAAGAAUCCCCAGGCCAGAAGCUGCCAUUCUGGGUUACCAGCAUCCAGCCGAAGGACUGAGUUCUCAAGUUACUCAGUUUUACAUCAAUAAAAUUGAUGCAACCAGCAAGGAGCAGAAACUAGAGGAUAAAGAAAACUCUGUGGUGCUAGACAUGUACUGCCCAAAGUGUAAGCAGCACCGUGAGGCAUCCAAGCAGCUGAUGUUAUGGCGUCUGCCCAACAUCCUCAUCAUACAGCUCAAGCGCUUUUCCUUCCGCAGCUUUAUUUGGAGAGAUAAGAUCAACGACAUGGUGGAUUUCCCAGUCAGGAGCUUGGACCUGAGCAAGUUCUGCAUUGGCCAGAAGGAUGAGCAGCAGUUGCCCAUGUAUGAUCUAUAUGCAGUGAUCAAUCACUACGGGGGCAUAAUUGGUGGGCACUACACAGCCUAUGCCCGGCUGCCUAGUGACAAGAACAGCCAACGUAGUGAUGUGGGUGAGUAGGCUUUAGGUCCACUGACCUUCAA